Messenger RNA from Bombina bombina (fire-bellied toad), 1097 nucleotides. It is a transcript of the gene BTG4, whose product is annotated as BTG anti-proliferation factor 4. Gene Ontology annotation, cellular component: cytoplasm; nucleus. Gene Ontology annotation, biological process: negative regulation of cell population proliferation; negative regulation of mitotic cell cycle. The record is from RefSeq and is a predicted model, not a curated record. NCBI's taxonomy places the organism in Eukaryota, Metazoa, Chordata, Amphibia, Anura, Bombinatoridae. The coding region runs from base 217 to 924 and encodes 235 amino acids. The transcript has 4 exons.
UGGUUUUAUCAUGUAAUGGGGCUCAUUACACCCUGACCUAGAAACGGGGCAAACUGCUCUGUGCUUCUCCUUAUAGCCCCUGCACUGUCUAACAAAGAGCUGUGGGGGGUUCCUCAUACAAUAUUAUUAUGCCUUUAACAUGUUUACUUCUGUGUAUUUGCCCCAGCUGUUCCAUCCUCCGUUUCUGACCACACAAUAACUAAAUAAUAAUAAAAUAUGAAGGAAGAAAUUGCUGCUACAGUUGUUUUUCUAACAAUGUUGGUGAAGAAACAUGAGAAGCUGAGCAGGCAGAAGACUGAGACGUUUGCUGCUAAAUUGACCACAAUCCUGUUUGAGAAGUUUAAAAGUCACUGGUAUCCUGAGACCCCAAUAAAAGGACAAGCUUAUAGGUGCAUAAGGAUUAACCAGCACCAGGCUAUAGACUCUGUGUUGGAACAAGCUUGUGCUGCGAGUGAUGUGGAUUACAAUGACCUUGGAUUGCCCAAGGAGAUGACUAUCUGGGUGGACCCAUUUGACGUUUGCUGCAGCUUUGUUCUUCACAGAUAUGGUGAGAAAAACGACCCUUUUACUAUUGCAAACUUUGUGAGGAAGGAAGAACGUAACGUAUCAAACCGAAUUAGCAGCGCUGUGGAAAAGGCGACCUCUGAUUAUCACUCAGGAACCUCCUCUGAUGACGAAGCCAGCAACAAAAAAACAAUUCCUACUGUCAGCAACCCAAACAGUGUCUAUCAGAGUACAGACUACAGCCAGCCCAUACCUACAUGGUCCCAUUUGCCCCGUCGAAAGAACUAUUCAAAUGAAGUCUACCAUCAGCAGCCAUCUAAAUACUAUCCUCAGCACAAACCCUUCCGGCCCUACAGACCAUCAGCGGCAUUCUCUGGGCCCCGGGUUGACAAAUAUCAUUGGGUUAACACCAAGCGAUGACUGUUUUUUAUUUAUCCUUUGUCUUAAUAAUUUAAUGGCACUUUGGUAUUUUUAACCCUUCCAUUUUGAGAACAGAAAAAAUAUUUUAAAAACAGAUUUUAAAUAUUUUAUGUUUAUCAAUUAUACACGGACAUGUUUGUUUAUUAAACAUGAAUAAAUCAACAUUUUAUAAA